Adineta steineri is the source of this 1011-nucleotide messenger RNA. NCBI's taxonomy places the organism in Eukaryota, Metazoa, Rotifera, Eurotatoria, Adinetida, Adinetidae. The record is from the annotation of a GenBank genome assembly.
AUGGCAUCGUCAUCAGCAAUACAAACAAUACUGACUAUUUCUCAAGAUUAUUCAAUUGUUACAACUUCUAUUAUUUUUAUUUUUGGAUUUAUUGGUAAUUUAAUAAAUAUUAUUAUGUUUACUAAAUAUAAAGCUUUUCGAAAUAAUCAAUGUAUAUUCUAUUUAACCGUUGAAUCCAUUGCUAAUAUUGGUUCAUUGAUAUUGUAUUUUGUUCUUGGUAUUUCAGCUUUUCUAUAUGGAUUUGAUUUAUCACAAUAUUCCUCAAUAUGGUGUAAAUUACGAACAAUAAUAGGACAAACACUUUUAUUAAUUGUACUUUCUUCAGUAUGUUUUGCUGCAUUCGAUCAAUAUCUUUCAACAAAUUAUUCAUUAUAUCUAAGACAACAAAGUACAAUGAGUUUAGCUCGACGUUUAGUAAUUACAGCAAUAAGCUUUUCACUUUUCCAUUCAAUUCUAUUUGGCGUUUUUUUCUAUGCAAAACCAAGAGGUGGCUGUAUAGCAUAUUAUACUGUAUUUAUUCAAUAUUAUUCGUAUUUUUUCUAUCCAUUUUUAUGUGGUUUUAUUCCAAUUUUGAUUUCUGGUUCAAUUGGUCUUUUAGCAUAUCGUAAUGUUCGUCGUAUUGUUCGUCGACACCUACCAAUCGUUCAAAGACGUCUUGAUCAACAAUUAACAAAAUUUGUUCUUAUACGUGUUAGUUUCUUAAUCAUUUUACUUAUACCUGUUGUUACAUAUCGUAUUUAUGCAAUGAAUAUUAAUAUUGAUCCAAAUAAUUCUAUGCGAUUAGCAAUUGAAAAGUUAAUUUUUACAAUUAUAAAUUCAAUUUUUGAUCUUAAUUAUGCGGUAAAUUUCUAUAUAUUUUCAGUUUCAUCAUCAAGAUAUCGCAGACAAGUGAAAUAUAUUUUAAUAAAAAAAUGUUGGUAUCAAUUGAAACGACGAUUUUAUUUUAAUCGAAAUCAAAUCGAACCUUCCAUGGCACUACCAAUACCUAGUAUCGAACUAUUGAAUGAAUAA